Babjeviella inositovora NRRL Y-12698 is the source of this 1320-nucleotide messenger RNA. RefSeq lists its product as uncharacterized. The coding region runs from base 290 to 1291 and encodes 333 amino acids. NCBI's taxonomy places the organism in Eukaryota, Fungi, Ascomycota, Pichiomycetes, Serinales. Gene Ontology annotation, molecular function: flavin adenine dinucleotide binding; electron transfer activity. The transcript has a single exon. Gene Ontology annotation, cellular component: mitochondrion. The record is from RefSeq and is a predicted model, not a curated record.
UAGCGGAUACCACUAGCCAACCAAGAGAAAAUACUAUUGGUUGGUUUACGCACUAUAUAUAACCAAGACGGUGAGGAGAUCCUUAUAAACCAUAAGGAUAGCUAUAUCGUGCCGCUCCAUAUGAAGGGAAGGGAUUGGCCGAGCUGAAGGGCCUCUUUAACGCUGUGUAGCACUGCUACGGUGCAGUGCUCGCCGGUAUCGGAAUCACGUGCCGUCUGACUCUUUCUUUUCGCCCAUUAAUUAACAUUCUUCUUCUUAUACCCCUUUUCUCCCACCAUCCACCAUUGCCAUGUUGCGUUCCAUUCACCUCUCAAGAAGAGCUUUAUCUGUAAGAUUUAGCUCUACGUUGGCUUUCAUCGAAGCAUCCGGUGCCACCAUCACCCCCUCCACAUUGUCUGCGUUGACCGCGGCGCAACAGCUCGGGAAGCCGAUCACAGCGGUCGUGACGGGCUCACAGGCUGCGGCGGUUACCGAAGAGGUGAAAAAGAUCGCCUCUGUGUCCAAGAUCUUGGUUGCCGCCGACGCCAAGUACGACCACUACUUUCCGGAGGAGCUUUCGCCAUUGAUACAGCAAAUCCUUACCAACGCAGACUUUACCCACUUUGUGGUGGCAGCCUCCACCGUCGGCAAGAAUCUCUUACCGCGCGUUGGUGCACUUUUGGACUUCCAGCCAAUCAGUGACAUUGUGAAGGUUGAGGCCCCAGACACGUUUGUUAGACCGAUCUACGCCGGAAACGCUUUGGCCACUGUCAAGACUAGCGACAAGAUCGUCUUGGCCUCUGUCAGAGGCUCCUCUUUCGCCCCAGUGGAGUUGACAGCGACCAACGAGACCCCAGUGGAGGAGGUUACCGCCGUUGCAUCCGAGUGCCGCACCAGCUUCGUCUCCGAGGAGUUGGUUACUAGUGAAAGACCGGACUUGGCAUCCGCCGUCAAAGUUGUUUCUGGUGGCAGAGGCUUGCAGUCCAAAGAGCAGUUUGAUGCCAUCAUGGAGCCGUUGGCGAAGUCGUUGAACGCCGCUAUUGGGGCUUCCAGAGCCGCGGUCGAUGCUGGUUUCUGUGACAACUCCUUGCAGGUUGGCCAGACCGGGAAGGUUGUCGCGCCGGAAUUGUACAUUGCCGUUGGUAUCUCCGGCGCCAUUCAGCAUUUGGCUGGGAUGAAGGACGCCAAGACGAUUGUCGCGAUCAACAAGGACGAGGAGUCGCCGAUUUUCACCGUUGCCGACAUUGGUUUGGUCGGCGACUUGUUUGAAGUCGUUCCAGAGUUGACCCAGAAGAUCGAGGCUAGUAAGUAGUUCUUACUGCGUUGAAUUAGAUAAAUGAA